UAUAUAUUAUGUAUGCUAGCAAUAUGAAAAUUUUAACACUAAACACAAAUAAUACCUCGCCUACCGCUCAGGGCGGCGGAGGAGCACCUGCCACUGCAAAAGAAUUAAAUAAUGAGGGAAGUGGAAGUGGUGGAGGCAGUGUUGGUGGUAGUGGCAGUGGCAGCUCAGGUUCGAAUCACAAAUCGAACAAGCGUGAGCAAAAACAUAAUAGUAAAACGAAAUUUCUACAUGGUAACAACAAUAAAAUGCAACAACAUAUAACACAGCAACAACAACAGCAGCACCAACAACAGAAAUACCAUCAUAGUAACAACAAUAACAAUAAUGGUGGCAACAAAGUGAAAAAACAACAUUACAAUAAUAGUAACAACAAUACCACUUCAUCAUUGAAUCGUAAAAAAUACUAUCAACAACAGCAGCAACAACAACAUCAACACCAGCAGCAACAACAUCAUUACCAGCAGCAACAGCAACAACAUCAACAACAACAACAGUAUUUAUCGGCCAUGCAACAAACCAUAAACUCUACACCCACAACCACAACAAUUACAAAUAACAAUAGUAGUUUAGCUAAAAAUCAAAAUUAUCCCCCCAAUAUGGAUUUACUCGUUCUACAGCCACAGCCACAGCAGCAGCAACGUAAUAUCACCAACAAUACAAACAAUAAUUUAAUAAAUCACAAUACAAACCCAAUCGAUACAACAUGCUCUUGCUUGUUGCAACAAAACAAUUCUGAUGAAUUAGCAACUAGUUCAUCAGCAUCUACCUCGUCAACAGCAACAGGCGAUUAUCAUCGCCAAACGUCUUCGACCAGCUCCCAACAACCCACAACACCAACUAUCUCACCAUCAUGUAUUAGUUGCUGGACAAAUUUUAGCAAAUUGUCUCAGCAGCAACAACAACAGGCAACUUCAACUAAUUACAAAUUAACAAAUACUUCUAGUAACUUACAAGAGUUUGUAGCGGCUGCAGUUGCCAGCAAAAGUAAUACGAAUCAAAAUUUGACAAGAACUACUUCCUCGUCAGCUUCAACACCUUCAGCAACAUCAACAAAUACCACAACUUCAUCCUCGUUGACUUCUUCAGCUACAAAAAAGAAAUCAUUUUGGAAAAAUUCAAAUACUAGUGGUGGUAGUGGUGGUGGCGCUGGUACUGGAAGUGGAAGUUUAAGUGGCAGUUUAACAUCUUCAGGCUAUUCUACGGGGAGUAGCACAACUCAAUCGCCCAAAUUAUCUAAAGAGAAGCAUAAUGUAUCGGAUAAAAAUCUCUUAACAAAUACGGAUGGUGGUAAUAGACAAACUUUGGGUAAAAGUAGCAACAACAAUGCUCAAAAAUAUUCCACAACAGUAGCUGCUAACAUCAAUACAAAUCAACAAAAACAUAUUUCCAAAAAUCAGGUUCAAUCUGUGGAUAAAAUAGCAAUGAACACAUCUGCAACAGGAUCAAGUGGUGCAACAUCUAUAAAAUCUACAGCAACAAGUAAGAGCAAUACUUCCUUAUCAAAAACUUCUGCAACACCCCCAAAACAGCAGCACCAACAGAAUACCUUUGGAAAGCUCAAUGAAUCAAAGCAAAUGAUAAAAUCACUAACAAUUAGUAGCAACAGUAGCGAUAGAAAUAAAACGAAUUCAUUGGAAAGUACAACGACUACAUCGUCGUCAACAUCUGCAACAACGUCGUUGCCAACAUCACCAAAUUCCUAUAGCUUAGAUUUUCUACAUUCGGUUGGUGUAAAAAUGACAGGUGUGGCCGUGCGAUCAUCUGGUGUUCAAGGUUCAACGAAUGCAUAUGGAAAUCAAUCAUCAACCAUUUCGCCAGUACACAACAGUUAUCCCUACACGGCAAUGACAACAAAUCAACGUCAACCACGUUAUAUGUACGGUGGCGGUGGCUCAAAUACUAAUAGUGGUGGCGGUGGUGGCAAUCAUCAUCAUCAUCAGCCCUCUCAGUUGACUAUUGCUUCAUUUUUACAAAAGGAUUUACUAGGAGGAGACAAUGUAAUCUCAAAUGCGAAUAAUGAUAGUAGUAGUAAUAGCGCAGGAGCAUCGUCUUCCAACUCCAGAAAUGCUAAUUGUUAUAAUGAUCAGCAACAACAACAACAGCAGCAUUAUACGCAUCAACAACCUCCCACACAUGCCCGCUAUCAUCACAGUUAUUAUGCCACUCCAUAUCAGCAACAAUCGACGGGGGGUUUACAGCAUACAAAUUAUGGAGGUGGAGGAGCAUAUGGAGGUGAAUUAAAUAGAUUAGUAACAAAUGGUGGAGGAGGUGGUGGUGGUCAAAGAAAUUCAUCUUAUGCUUAUACAAAUUAUCAUAAUGCACCCUCUGAUAAAAAUAAUUCUAUGCCACAACAGCAAUCACGACAGCAGCAGAAUAAUGCAGCUACUUAUGCAAACUCAUUAAAUAACUCACAAGGAAAUAAAAAAUCUUCAUAUGCUUCUAGUACAACAUCAAAUUGUUCGACUUCGUCUUCGAAAUCGAAUUCUUCAAAUACUUCCAGCCGUCAAUUGCAGGUUCAGGAAUCAAACAAUAGCUCGUUAAAUUUAAAUUUAGCCAUUGAGACUUUGCCAUCAAAAACAUUAGGCGUUGGCAAUCAACGUGGGAAUCAUCGAGGACAUCACAACAAUCAUCAUAGUCAUCAUCAUCACAAUCACCAUGGUCAUCAUCAUCAGCACUCAAUGAUGAAUUCACCCAAUAUGUUACAACAUCAAAACUAUUACAACUUAACGUAUGUGAGUACCGAUGGCUCUGUAAGUGGCACCACAUCGAGGGGCUGUAGUCCGGGGCCUCAAUCUCUGCCGCCCACGCCGUUGUCAGCAACAAAUAGCCACAGUCCCAAACCCCUGGAGAAUAGCCCCGGUCCUGUGGCCAUGUUAAUGAAUUUCAACAGUCACUUGCAAUAUCCCAGAUAUGCCAAUACGCAACAACAGAUGGCUGUACAACAGCAGCAACAAUUUCACCAAUUUCAGCAGCAACAGCAAACCUUUUUAAAUAAAAAAAUGUUGGCUCCCUUAACGCUGACCAUGCCUUCACCGUCGCCUUCUCCUACACCGCAGACCAACACUGCAAGUACUUCUUUAAACACUCAACAAGCACCGCCCCCGCCUCAUAAUAUAAUAUGCUGUUCGCAAUUAGAUGAAGCUACCACUGCUGCCGCGGCUGCUGCGGCCACGUCUUCAUCGACUUCUGGAGUCAUUGCUGGCAAUGAUUACGAUUCAGAUAACUCUUCGAAUCAUUCUUCGGCACAACAUAAAUAUAAUUCCAUAAAAGCGAUUAAGUCCUCCCUGUCCUCAGUGUCUUCGUCGUCGUCAGCCUCUACCGCUUCGCUAUCUCUGAUGGCACAACAAACGCAGCAACAUAAUUGUAGUCAACCUACAACACCAGCUACGUGUGGACCUACGACUCCCCUACAUAGUCCUUUGGAGUAUAACUACAGCGGGGCGGCAACAACACAUGUAUUUCCCAAUCUACAAGUUUCACAACAAUUGGCCCCUCAACACACCUACAAAUCGAGCAACGAAACUUCACAUCUGCCUCAAAUUUAUAGUAAUAACGGCAAUGGUGUUAUAUCGCUACUAAAUUUACCCACAAAAUCUCCCAGUGGUUACACAGAUGAUGAUUACCAGCAGCAACAGCUACCACAUCAGUUUUAUUUGAAUACAACUGCUGGCCAAACAGCCGCCGAUCAAUUAAAUAUUGCAUCAGCAUUAACAGCUGUUGCCAAUCGUUCUAACGGCAGCGAUGGCUACUGGAGUCCCUCGCAUCUCAACAAUCAAUUUGUAUAUCAACAAACAUCUUCGGCUCAAGUGGCUCUAAUUCCACGAUCGUCAUCAUCCUCAUGCGCUUCUUCAUCGGCCUCGUUAUCACCUCGCCUGUCAAACGAUGAAGUUCAACAAACACAGCAAUCGUUGCACCGUACCUGUUGCCCAAACAGUACCUGUUCGUCGCCAUCUCCCUGUGCGUCCUGCUUAAAUGAUCAAUUUGGUAACAUAAUCAUUGGAACCAGUUCGAGUGCUGAUUCUGUUAGCGGGGGAAGUAUUAAUUCCACAAAUGGAGGACACAAUUACAAAAGGGGCUCGUCGCAGUUAUUGGCACCACAACAACAGCGUUUGAUAGCACAACAAACAUAUCAAUCCUCAUCAUCUUCGACAUCUUCAUUGUCCGGUUCAUCAGCUUCUACCUUAACCAGUGCUGUACGAGCUCGUGGUGGAGGUGGAGGAGGCGGAAUUAAUACUAACAACGGACGUACUAAUAAUCAAUUGCCACUGCCACAAAAUUCACUAACUACAUCGGUUGGUGGACCUCAACAGCUGCCGCCGCCUCCACCAGCACAACAUUUUUAUUCACACCACCAACAACAACCAUUACCACCCCCACUGCCGCCCCACAACUUACUUUAUAACAAUCCUCAAACUCAUCAUAUGCGUGCCUUAAGUAGCUCAUCGAUUAGUUCAUCAGUGCAUGAUUUCUUUACACAUACCCCGCCUGAUCGCUUUUUGGCACGGGCACAUCUGGUCGAAGCCAAAGAAGCACCAGUCACUUUACUAAAUAACUCCAAAUGGGAUAAUCUUUCGCAGGGUAUUUGGAAAAAGUUCAUUAGUUCCCAACAAACCGAAGAAACGUUUAAGCAGAAAAUGCGUUUAUGGCGCUUUUUGUAUGUGUUUAUUAAGAAUGCCUACCCACGUUAUGGUCUCUAUUUGGUUGGUUCUACAAUAUCGGGCUUUGGUUCAGAUUCAUCUGAUGUUGAUAUGUGUUUAGUUUCUCGAAGUGCUUCUAGUAUCGAUCCCCGUAUGGAGGCUCUAUUUAAUUUGACUGUAUUACGCGAUUGUCUUAGUAAAUCUGGUGAAUUUGAGAAUUUCAAUUUAAUUGAAGCAAAAGUACCAAUUUUACGUUUUCGUGAUCGCAUAAAUCAAUUGGAAGUUGAUCUCAAUUUUAAUAAUUGUGUUGGUAUUAAAAAUACUCAUCUGCUUUAUUGUUACUCACAGCUUGACUGGCGUUUACGUCCUCUGGUGUUGGUAACAAAGUUGUGGGCUCAAUACCAUAAUAUAAACAAUGCUAAAAACAUGACAAUAUCUAGUUAUUCGUUGGUGUUAAUGGUUAUACAUUUCUUGCAAUACGCCGUGAAUCCACCAGUACUACCUUGUUUACAUGAAAUGUUUCCCUAUAAAUUUCCCCGGCUACGUUCAAAUGAUUUUGGUUAUGUGGACAUGAAUGAAACUAUAGGACCCUAUGAGAGCAAAAAUCCUCAAACUAUUGGAGAAUUAUUUUUAUGUUUUCUUGAGUACUACAGCUAUUUCGACUAUACACAAUACGCUAUAUCUAUACGCACGGGUGGACUUUUGCCCAUAAAUGUAUGUCGUAUAGCAAAAUCUAUUAAAAAUGAUAUACACCAGUGGAAAGAAUUAUGUAUUGAGGAACCAUUUGAUUUAACAAAUACAGCACGCUCUGUAUAUGAUUUUGAAACAUUUGAACGCGUUAAGGCAGUAUUUGUGGCAUCGUGGCGUGUUCUACAGGAAACAUUAGAUUUAAAUUCGGUAUUUUCACCAAUUAACAUACCAUCGCCAUGUGCAACUGGAGCUAGUGCACUGACAAAUACAAAUGUCACAACAACCACCACAACAGCAUUCAGUGAAAUAGAUUCUGAUGUUGUUACCAAUGCAAAACAUCAUUUACAGCAGUAUGUAAAUACAAAUUCUACACUUAAUGAUUUGGGCCUUACAACAGCUGCCACUGUUGAGAACUACGAGGAACAUAAUAAACAUACAUCUAUUGAUGAAGAGUUGGGGGUAGAUAUUGGCGGUGGCAGCACUGAUGAAGCUGAUAAUAAUGUUACAGUCACUAAUAAUGUUACUACAAUUGCUAACAUUAGUAGCACACAGAAAUUGUCCAAGCGUAAAGAUUUAAAUCGUACUUUGACACCGCGCCAAAUUAAAAUGUACGAUGAGAAGGAAUUUCCAGCUACUUUGCCUCAAACUCAAAAGUCACCAGUGUCUUCUGUGUCUUCAUUGACUUGUAUUAAAACUAGUGCAAAGAAUGUUAAUAGAAACAAUAGUAACAAAACAACCACUCCCAUAAAAUCCUGAGUAAUGCGUUUGAUAUGUUUUAUAUGUCCUGUUUUGAUGAUCUCUUGUCCUACCACCAAUAGCUAACAUAAUAAUAUUCCCUCAAGAUCAUCUGCAACCCACAACAGCAACGCGAAACUAUCAACAUAAGCAAUCACCAACACUGUUA
Calliphora vicina (urban bluebottle blowfly) is the source of this 6231-nucleotide messenger RNA. RefSeq names its product poly(A) RNA polymerase gld-2 homolog B-like. Bases 9 to 6083 code for a protein of 2024 amino acids. The transcript is spliced from 10 exons. Gene Ontology annotation, molecular function: poly(A) RNA polymerase activity. NCBI's taxonomy places the organism in Eukaryota, Metazoa, Arthropoda, Insecta, Diptera, Calliphoridae. The record is from RefSeq and is a predicted model, not a curated record.